Messenger RNA from Ceutorhynchus assimilis (cabbage seed weevil), 4732 nucleotides. The record is from the annotation of a GenBank genome assembly. Lineage: Eukaryota; Metazoa; Arthropoda; Insecta; Coleoptera; Curculionidae.
CGGUACUGCCAAUACGAAUGGUACUUCGGGAGAAAUUUGGCGCGGUUUUGAAAUAACAUAAUAUAAUGAAGUUUGGAUUUUUGUGGAUCUGAUAAUAUUUUUUUUUGGAUUUUUAAUUUUAAUUAUUGGACAAAAUGUGCAGCAAAGAACAAUUUAGUGAUCUUAUGGAUAAAAUACAUUCGGGUUUACCCAAGUGUUCCAUCAAGCUACCGGCCUGGGACGAAAUAACCGGCGCCCUGCCUCGGUUACAUAUUCCCGCCAUGCCGGCCGUGCGAUCAAAGCGCGGCUGGUGCGGCUGCCUACAAGAUGACGAACCGCCUGAAAUCACUUACUGUGUGGUCGAAAAUACUGGAACACUAACCCUUCAAGCCAUAACACCCACCCAACCGAUGCCUUGUGAAGAGGAACUUGAUGCCAAAUUUGCCGAACUAGUGGAAGAACUAGAUUUGACGGCACCCAAUAAAGCGGCGAUGCUCAGUCUUCCACCUCAGAAAAAAUGGCAGAUCUAUUGCUCACGGAAGGGUGGAGAGGAUACAACUGACCAAGCAGCAACGCCUGAAGAAUACAUUGAAAGACUGAGAAUGUUAGCAACACUAAAAUAUCCUGACGCCAACGUAAAAGAAGAAGUCAUGAUGCGUACCAAACAAAUUGACGCACUGAAAACCGCCCUAAGAACAUCGACGCACAGUUUCGUAAUCAAAUUCAUCGAGCUAGAAGGCCUUCAAGUACUUUUAGAUUUUUUAACCGCCAUGGAUUAUUUUACAGCCCAAAGCUCCAUACAUACAAGCAUCAUUGGUUGCGUGAAGGCUCUUAUGAACAAUUCCACUGGUAGAGCACAUGUCCUGGCCCACCCGACAAGCAUCAACACAAUAGCUCAAUCCCUAAGCACAGAAAACAUAAAAACCAAAAUAGCUGUCCUGGAAAUUCUAGGUGCAGUCUGUCUAGUCUCAGGCGGUCACAAGAAAGUCCUAGACGCGAUGCGCCACUAUCAAAAAUACGCCUUCGAACGUACAAGAUUCCAAGGAAUCAUCAACGAUCUUGACAGGUCAACGGGCAUCUACAGGGACGAAGUCAAUUUGAAAACUGCCAUCAUGUCUUUUGUCAAUGCUGUACUAAACUACGGACUCGGUCAGGAGAAUUUGGAAUUCAGGCUACAUUUACGGUACGAGUUUCUUUUGCUCGGGAUUCAACCAAUCAUCGAAAAGCUGAGACUGCACGAAAACGAAACAUUGGAUCGGCAUUUGGACUUUUUCGAGCUGGUGCGCAACGAAGAUGAAAAAGAACUGGCAAGAAAAUUUGAACAGGAACACGUGGACACCAAAAGUGCAACAACAAUGUUUGAUCUUAUACGAAGAAAAUUAAGUCACACUGCAGCAUAUCCUCAUUUACUUUCCUUACUUGAACAUUGCCUACUUAUUCCGUUGGAUUAUGGAUCGCAUCCACAACAUUGGCUGCUCUUUGACAGGAUUGUCCAGCAAAUAAUUUUGCAGCAAAACGAUGAUACAGGCCGAAAAGACCCAGAUGUUUCACCAAUCAACAUCAACGUGAAGGAAAUCGUCCAUUUACUGGCAAAGGAGGAAGAACUUGUAGCUGCCAGGAAAAAAGCCGAGGAAUUGGAAAAGGAAAACUCGGACAUUUCGAAUCGGUUGGCUAAAAAGGAACUGGAAUUGGAUCAAAGGACGCAGGAGAAGGAAGACAUUGAAACCAGUUUAGCCAGAAUAAAAGAACGUUUAGAAAAAGAAACCGCUUUGCACAUAGAAACCAGACAAAGACUAGGUGAGAUCGAAUACAAAGCAGCAGAAUUGGAUAGGCAAGUGAACUGUGAAAGAGGAGAACGGUUUAGAUUAGAACGUCUAGUCAACUCUGGCAGCAUACCAGACGAUACCAAAGCAAUAGGCCUAAACAAAACUAUAAUAGACAUAAACUCGUCUGACGGUCCAAAGAAAUUAACGAGUACGAUUCCGCCACCUCCACCACCUCUGGCACCACCUCCGCCACCUUGCGGUACACCUGGGCCGCCUCCACCACCUUGUGCUCCCAUGGCACCACCAGCAGAACCACUCAAAAUUGAAAUCGUCAAAAAGAAUAUCCCACAACCAUCGAACCCCUUGAAAUCAUUCAACUGGUCCAAAAUCCCAGAUGUUAAGCUCAAUGGAACAAUCUGGAACGAGUUGGAUGAUAGUAAAUUAUACAACACUAUGGAAUUGGAUUGUAUUGAUAAGCUAUUUAGUGCUUACCAAAAGAAUGGUGUUGCUAACGAGGGCUCCAUAGAAGACUUGCGACAGCUAGGCAAAAAUAAAACCAAAGUGAUUUCAGUUAUCGAUAGUAGGAGAGCGCAAAACUGCACCAUUUUACUUUCCAAACUGAAAAUGUCCGACGAAGACAUCACCAAAGCCAUCCUUAGUAUGGACAGUAAAGAGAAUCUACCCAUCGAUAUGGUGGAGCAACUUUUAAAAUUCACUCCCAGUCCUGAAGAAUGUGCUCUACUUGAAGAGCAUAGCGAUGAAAUUGAUUCUCUGGCUAGAGCUGAUAGAUUUUUAUAUGAAAUUUCCAAGGUUCCUCAUUAUGAGCAAAGGCUCCGUAGUUUACACUACAAAAAGCGCUUCCAAGUGACUCUGAACGAAAUUCUUCCAAGAAUAACCAGCGUAAUGGAGGCUUCGAGAGAAGUUUCGAGAUCCAGACGGCUCAGGAGACUGUUAGAAAUAGUUUUAGCUUUAGGCAAUUACAUGAACCGUGGCGCCAGAGGCAAUGCUUCAGGUUUCAAAUUGGCAUCACUUAAUAGAUUAGCUGACACCAAAAGCAGUUUUGCUAAAGGCACGACUUUGUUGCAUUAUUUAGUUCAGAUUUUGGAAAAGAAGUUUAAAGACAUUUUACGUUUGGAUGAAGAUUUGCCGCACGUAAGGGAAGCGGCCAAAGUGUCUCUAGGAGAGUUGAGCAAAGACAUGUCUCAGCUGAGAGCUGGAUUGAAAGAUGUCGCAAGGGAAAUCGAAUUCCAUAGAAGCCAAAGUCCUUUGGCCAAUGACAAGUUUGUUCCGGUUAUGAAGGAGUUCCAAGCAGCUGCCACUUGUCGGUUGGUUGAAGUUGAAGAUCAAUAUCAAGAUAUGAAGACGAGAUUUGAAAGAGCUGUAAGACUAUUCGGUGAAGAGCCAUCCAACGCUCAACCAGAUGAAUUUUUUGGUGUGUUUGACACGUUUUUGACUGGGUUUAUGGAAGCAAGGCAAGACAACGAAAACAUGAGAAAAAGGCAAGAGGAAGAAGAAAAACGGGCUAAACAAGAGGAGCAAUUGAAAAAGCUUACUUUAGAGAGGAAGCACAGUAGAGAAGGUAUUUUAUCAGCAAUCAACAAAAACAUCAACCUGAAAAACGGCGAAACUCCGAAAGCAGGUGAGUUUGACGAUCUUAUUUCGGCUCUGAGGACUGGAGAUGUUUUUGGUGAAGACGUUGCCAAAUUUAAGCGCAGCAGAAAAAGCAGGGUGCAUCCAGGAAAUUCGCCACCAAGGAGGAAUAGCGCGAACAGGGAAGACAGUAGAGAACGCGUUGUAAUAAACGUCAGCACAGGCAGAAUACAGUAAUAAAUUUAGAUGUUUAGGAUUUUAUAAUAUGCUGUUUUUUAACAAUAUAAAGUGUGAUUUAAUAUUAUACCUAGCUUAAUAUAAAUAUGCCUGAUGGAAAUGUGCGUAGUAACUGACUGGAUUAAAAUAUUUAAUAAUGUUUUGGUAAUCGAUAUAAUAUUAGUUUUUGGCUAAAAAUUUAAGAAUAAACAAAUUUUAUUUUGUUUGUAAAGAUUUUAAUUUGUGUAUAUGUUUUUGUAUAUUAUUUUAUGUGAUUUAAAUUAGUUUUUAGUUGCGUGUAAAAUAUUUCAGCUUAAUAUUUAAUGUACGGACCAAUGUUUGAUAUAAUUUUCUAGUUGCUUCCCUGCAAUAAUAAUGCAAACGCCAAUUUGCGACAAUUUAUUAAUAAUAAAAUAGUACCAUAGAUUUUAUAGCUGAUUGUUCUUUUAUAAAUUAUAUAUACAUGCAAUUUUUUAAAAGGAUUUCAUACACAAUACAACUUUUUUCCGGCUAAUUGUACUUUAGUCUUUAUAUGUAUGUCACUAGAUCUGACGAUCACUAAUUUGUGAAAAAUAUAUUGUUAAUUUAUUUAUGGAGGUUGUAUUAUUUCAAAAUUCUUGUUCAAAUCUACAUAAUUUAAUUUUGUUAUUCGUUUGUUGAGUCAAAUGCUUUGAAAUUUCUUUAUACCCCUUGGAAAAAUGUUCAUCAAUUUCGAUUUUACAAACCUCAAGUUUACAUAGAACAUUUUUACUGUUUUUAAGAACUUUAUUUUUCGACAUCUGUAUGACAUUUGAAGUUGUGUUUUUCUCACAAAACGCAUUCUGAAUAUUCUUCUAUAUUUUCAUAACUUGCUAGUAAGAUCAAAGUAAGUACCAAAUAUAUCCUCCCCUAUCUCACGUACUGUCGUAUAUCAAUUUUACAGGGGACACGAUUUUAUCUUUUCGGUAACAUUCAACCAUUUGUUGUAAGAAUAUGAUUCAACUUAGAUUUAUUUUACCAUAACUGAGAGUACUCUAAUAGGCACAAAAUGGCGGCGCUCUAACAUGAGCCCAUCUCGUUCUCUGAGUCUGGCUAAGAAAAAGAUAGAAAUACAUAUUUUUUUGCCUGCUCGAUAUUUUUAACAUAUAAAAUACUAUAGCUCUGUUCCAACAGACAUGAUAACCGUUCUAGAACGGUAAUUU